Messenger RNA from Adineta ricciae, 1092 nucleotides. The record is from the annotation of a GenBank genome assembly. NCBI's taxonomy places the organism in Eukaryota, Metazoa, Rotifera, Eurotatoria, Adinetida, Adinetidae.
AUGAACUACUACUAUCGAAAUGCUGCCUUCAUUCUUANUAUCGAAUCGAAUCAAUUGACAGAAAUUCCAUGUCAACUUAGUCAAUUACACAAACUGAAAGAGCUUCGAUUUAAAUCCAAUCCUUUGAAAGACAAUCGAUUGAAGAAACUCAUGGAACAAGAUAAAAUCAAACCGGUUUUGGAAUAUUUAGCAAAGCAAUGGACCGAACAACACAAAUCAUCAGCAUCGACAACCGCAAAACCAGCACAACCAAAACAACAACAACAACAAAAAGCGAAACAAAAUGUCGAAAUUCAAGAUAAAAUCGAAAUUUUGCAUUUUGAUCCAGCUGGAGACCUCAAAGGAAGACAAAUUACAUUACUACCAAGAGUAAUCAGUGUUCGACCACAUAUAUUGUGUUGCAUUCUGAGAAACGUUGACUUAGCAACACCAGGAAAUUUGAAGAAGUUUCUCAAUUUGCAAAAUGAACUUCAUGAUGAUAUUUGUCAAAAACGCACCUUGGCAACAAUAGGUACACAUGAUUUAUCAUUAAUCUCUGGAGAUUUGGUUUAUGAUGCUCGCAAUCCGGAUGAUAUUGGUCUAGUACCACUUGGCAAAGGUCCGAAACUGGUCUCUGCACGUGAUUUUUACGAUCAGUUGUGUCGCGAUGCAGAACACGAAAGAAAACUAAAGAAGCGAAAUCAAUUAUCAGGUCUUCACAAAUAUUUGACAUUAUUGGAAGAUCAAAAUGAGUUUCCGUGUUUGUCCGAUCAAGAUCGUUACGUGAUUUCGCUUCCACCAUUGACAAAUGCUGAACGAAGUAAAUUAAGUCCGACAAGUGACUCGAUCUUCGUUGAAAUUACAUCUGGUCAUUCAAUGGAUAUCUGCCGUCGUGUCAUGGAUGCAUUUCUUCGACAGGUGCUCGAAAAUCAAUUAGGAAAGAAGGCGAAUGAAGAAGAGAAAACUUUUCGACAAGUUUUAACUUUACAACAAACACGUGUUGUUGAUGACAAAGGACAAUUAAAGACCACUUUUCCUUCUCGUACCGAUCUCGAUUGGAAUGAAGUAUCUCAAGGAAAAAUUUUUAUUGAAAGAUUAUCAAAUGAAAAAUAA